ACGGGAACUCCCGGAAAAAUUGGUCAACUCGGUCGAUAAAAAAUCGUAUUGCUACUACACCGUCAACAUACUACCAUAAAAACCCAACGCCCUCAAUAAAGCAGUCGCGAAAUUUACUGGGAGUCCCAGUGAUAUUACCUCACACAUUAAGCUCGCCGGAUUUACCAGCGCCAUUAAAAGCCUCUCUAGAUGACCAUUCAGGACCUUUGAUAACCCUCCACAAUACAAGUCUUGGUUCACCGAGUUUGAAAUCACCAGCAGCUAAAAUAGUUGAGGAACCAAUAAUGCAUCAACACAAACGUACUGCUAGAUCACAAUCAACGUUAGUACUUCCCCGAUUGGAUGUACCACCGGGUGAGUUGUUAAAACUUCAUCAUGAUCAUCAUGAUAAUCACCAGGACCUACAUCAGUUCCCAAGUGUUAAAAAAACAAAACGUUCGCGAUCACUAUCACCGUGUCAACUUCUACAAUGCCACUGUUACAAUUGCAAUGUCUCUGAAUUAAUUCAUCAAGAUUUGAGUCCCUCUGAGCGUAUUAACUUGCAUACAUAUUUCAAUCGUUCAUUAUCUCGAAAAUUUACCAAUUGUUCGUGUUAUAAAUUAAACAAUAUUAAUCUAAAUGACGAUGUUGAUAAUUAUGUUAAAAAAAUAAUCACUAUUGACAGUAACAAUGCCGAAGAAAUAGAUAAUAACAAAAAAUUAAAACUAUACCGUAAAAAUUCAUUACCCGUGUCAAUAACGACCGAGUCGACUAAGCAUGUAAAUCCCAUAAACUUUAAUUGUAAAUCACUCCUGUAUGAUAAUAAUGAUAAUGAUGAAUGUUAUGAUACGAGUGUUUCAAUGGCAAAUAUUAGUGACUGCUCGCACGAUACUGUUAUUAAAAAAAAAACCACUAUUACUACUAUCACUGCUACUAUUUCAACAAAAACUAUUACUACUGGAACAACAGUAAUUAAAUCCUUGUCCAAGUUCCAAACGCAACGAUCCUUAUCGUCCCCAGACACACGACCUACGAUCAUUCAACCUAACCCUACCUGCACAGCAAGGCGCCAUCGUCACAGUAUCUCCGGGCAGAUGAGUUAUUUAAAGCUGUUGGGAUACAAUGUCAACAAAAAACUUACCGGAUCAGCUAAUAGUCUAUUCAGUACUGCGGUAAUCAGUGGUUCCUCUAGCGCGCCCAAUCUUAAAGACAUGGUACCAGCGCAUGCUUCUGCGGUGGCUGCUAUUGAAGGAUUUGGUGGAGUCCCACCUAUAAGACCACUUGAAACUUUGCACAACGCGUUGUCAUUACGGCAGCUUGAUUCAUUUUUGGAAAUGAUGGCUAGCUCCUUAUUUCGUACGCCCGCGUCUUCUCCGCCGAAAAUUUCAUCUCCAGGUACUCAUCCGCAUUCAUUGGUUCCUGGUCUUGCAAUCGAUGCUAUCAACAAAGAUUACCGUCCUGGAGAUUUAGAACCCGUGCGAUUUAUUAGUCCUGGUUAUAAAGGGCAAGAUAAUGAAACAACUGAUCAUCGCAAUAUUUCAUCACCAACUAGCCCAAAUAGUUUAGGAUGGAGUAGCGGUCCUCAAUCAUUUCUAUCAUCGGAACCAUCAUCGCCAGCUCCAACUUCUGCCGGAGGAAGUAGCAUGUCUAUGAGUUUGAUCAGCAAUGAUGGUCAAGGGUUUGCCGGUCCAACUUAUUCCACGACUCCAUGCAUCGAAAUGAAUUUCAAUGAUUUUUGUAGGACGAUUGAUCAGGACAAUCGUGAAGGACGCGGUAGUAUUUCUUACACUGACUAUUACAGCAACGAAGACGGUAUUAUUAGAAGAGUAACGCCUAAAGAUAAAGAUAAGGAUGGAGGCUUGCAAGAUCCAAUGGAUGAUGAAGAAGACCAUACGUUGACACUCAGGCAAAACGAGGAACAGAAAAAGCAAGAUGUUAAGUCUCUUUUUGAUCAGAAAGAGAGCUUGGUGAAACCCGGAAGCAGCUUUAAAAAAAUUGGAAGAUUUCGAGUCGAAAGUAUGGAGAUAGCUGAUGAGGACGUACGAAUCAAAGAAACAGAAUCGAAGAGGCCAGAUGAACUAAAGAAAUCUAAAAUAAUUCCUAAAGUAAAAAAAGGAAAAUUAAUAUCACGAUCCCAAAGUGUUUCUAAUGCACAGAUUGAUAAUAUUAUGGGAAAUAUUACGGAAGUUGAUCGAGAAACAAGUCAUUAUUCAUCAACUUCAUCUAUGAAAGUCGGAUCAUUUUCAAUCCCUUUGGACAAGGACUUGAGUGACUGGAAGAACCCUGAAUUACAAACAGAAGUAUCACCGUCGGUGUCAUUACCUUCACCUGCGAUUACAAUUAAACAAGAAGAGCCGAUUGUCGUUGUAGCUAAUUCAAUGGAAGAUAAAUCUAGGUUUACAAUUGGAUUUGAAGUAGAUGACAACAGCAAAGAUUGAAGUUUAACAGCAAAGAUUUAUGUAUAAUAAGUAGGCAGUGGUUGGAAUUUAAACAAUGAAUUUUGCCUUUCUAGUUUAUUCGCAAGCUUUUUAAUAUAAUUAUAAUCGAUUGAAAACAUUCAGAUACUUAAAUUUGUUUAUUUAUUGGAAAAUAAUUUCAGCGUCUCUUUUAAAAGUUUAAGAGAUAUUUUUGCUAAUGAAUUAAUUUGAAUUUAUGAAAUAAAUACAUUCCUGUUUUGACGAUGUAACUCUAAAAUGGUACCUGGGUAAAAAACAUUUUAUCAAUGAAAUGAAGAUUAUUCUAGUAUUAGUAAGGAUUCGUGUACAAUUGGAAAAUAUGUAUUAUAUUUGUAGAGUAAUGUUAGAAUGGAACUGUAUAAUAUUAUUAAUAAUAAAUGUGAGCUAAUACAUGAA
Messenger RNA from Cotesia glomerata, 2831 nucleotides. Its product is annotated as inositol hexakisphosphate and diphosphoinositol-pentakisphosphate kinase-like. Gene Ontology annotation, molecular function: diphosphoinositol pentakisphosphate kinase activity; inositol hexakisphosphate kinase activity; 5-diphosphoinositol pentakisphosphate 1-kinase activity. The record is from RefSeq and is a predicted model, not a curated record. NCBI's taxonomy places the organism in Eukaryota, Metazoa, Arthropoda, Insecta, Hymenoptera, Braconidae. Gene Ontology annotation, biological process: inositol phosphate biosynthetic process; inositol metabolic process. Gene Ontology annotation, cellular component: cytosol.